Messenger RNA from Spea bombifrons (plains spadefoot toad), 1851 nucleotides. RefSeq names its product E3 ubiquitin-protein ligase TRIM39-like. The coding region runs from base 68 to 1726 and encodes 552 amino acids. Lineage: Eukaryota; Metazoa; Chordata; Amphibia; Anura; Pelobatidae. The record is from RefSeq and is a predicted model, not a curated record. Gene Ontology annotation, molecular function: zinc ion binding; protein binding. The transcript has a single exon.
CGCUCUACACGUGGAUGUCGGAGGACACUCCCCACUCCUCACUCAGUUUCGUUACCUGUGAUCAUCGAUGGCAUCGGCAGCUCAGAGAGGGGAGCUCCCCUGCCCCGUCUGCCAGAACGUCCCCGCGGACCCCGUAACGCUCGCGUGCGGACACGGCUUCUGUCGGCUCUGCUUGGAUACGGCGCAGGGUGGCGGGGAGACGGCUCCCUGUCCCCAAUGCCGACGGACGCCUAGAAGGAGAAGGACACGCCGGGGAAAUCGGAGGCCGACCAACACAGCUGAGGUCGGGGUCUCCUGCACUUACUGUAUCCAGUCGCGGGUACCUGCGGCCAAAAGCUGCCUACUGUGCGAGGCGUCUCUGUGUGAGGAGCACCUGGAGGUCCACAGCAGGUCGGCGGAUCAUGUCCUCACCCAGCCCACUGCCUCCCCCAGCCUCUGGAAGUGCUCUGUCCACAAGAAGCUCCUGGAGUACUACUGCCCCCAAGACUCCGUCUUCGUCUGUGUGUCCUGCAGGCUGGACGGAGAGCACGGGGGCCACCGGGUGGAGACGCUUGCCGAGGUGGCUGACAAGAAGAAGGAGAGACUGAGGGGCGUCCUGGAGGGACUCGCGUCCCGGUCGGACGGUGUGGAGAAGAGCAUCCAGAGUCUGCAGGACAGCCAAAGAAAACUGCUGAGGAAAGCAGGGUGCGAGAGAGACAGACUCGCCGAGCUGCUGGCGGACGUCAGAGAGAGGCUGGAGGCUCUGCAGCAGCACGUGCUGAAGGACAUCACCCUGCGGGAGCAGCAGCUCUCCCUCCACGCCUCCAAUCUCCUCCGACACCUGGAAAAAAAGAAGGAGGAGCUGCGCGGGAAGACUCUUCGCAUCGAGGGGCUCCUCAGCACCAGCGACCCCCUGGCCGUCAUACUCGGGUGUGAAUCGGCCGGAGCUGACCUCUGGAAUUCCGAGACGGACCAGGGCAGGAAGGGAGAUACUCCGGAAGGGUUACAGCUCGGCGGAGUGGGUUUGGCGUCUGUCCCUUUGCACAGAGGCUUACUGGCUGUCGGCGACGCCAUCGAGAAGUGGGGGCAGGUGCUGGAGGCCUCUGACUUCUUUUUGUAUGGGAGCGACGACUCGGACGCGUUCCUGGAGGUUCCACCUACUCCGGGCGGCGGAAAAAUGCGCUCUGGUGCGUUCCUGGAAGGCUACGCGGCUUCGGACCUCACGCUCGACGUGCACACGGCCAGCAACGAUGUCAUCGUGUCGGAUAACCUGAAAAGCGCCUUGUGGUCGUCCAGGCCCCAGGGCCGCCCAGAAACCCCCGCGAGGUUUGGCCUGUACACCCCGCAGGUCCUCAGCUUGGAGAGCUUCUCCUCGGGGAGGCAUUGCUGGGAGGUGGAGACCGUAAAGACGGCACAUAUACGGGUGGGCGUGGCCUAUGCCAGUAUAGAGCGGAAAGGGCACGGCUCGUGUAUCGGGGAGAGCGAGGAGUCCUGGGUCCUGCAGAGGUUCGACAAUCAAUACGUCGCGAUACACUGCAACGAUGGGGUCCUGGUUCCGUACGGCCCGUCCUGUCAGAGGCUGGGGGUCUCGCUGGACUACGAGGCGGGCCGGCUCUCUUUCUACGAGCUGCGAGACCCCGUCAGACACUUACACACCUUCACUACCACCUUCGCUGAGCCGCUUCACGCUGCCUUCUGGGUACUGGAUGACUCCUCCAUAACCAUCAGGAGCUUCUUUAACAUCUGAAGAAGAGACCCCCGAGACCUUGAAAGCAGAGAUAGAAUAAGGACAAUAGAUGGGAGAGAAAGUAUGACUGCCAACACACCUGAGGCUCAGGGAUAGAAACAAAAGGGAAGAAUUACACCCUGAAU